This is a messenger RNA of Bombina bombina (fire-bellied toad), 4747 nucleotides long. RefSeq lists its product as uncharacterized. The record is from RefSeq and is a predicted model, not a curated record. The transcript has 2 exons. Lineage: Eukaryota; Metazoa; Chordata; Amphibia; Anura; Bombinatoridae. The coding region runs from base 2488 to 3291 and encodes 267 amino acids.
CCGCCUUCAGAGUGUAAAUUUAGGCGCUUCAACCCUUAGGGGGCCCUGCUGGUACCUGCCGUUUGGUGCCAGUUCCCUAGCAAGGGAAGCUUAAAACUACUGGCCCUGGACUCAAGAAGAAUGGCUCGAGUAACCCUAACUUCGCCAAGGGAUGAUAUGGUGAACUGAAAAUAACCGCCCAAAACGGCAGUCGUAGAACUCACGCCACCAACCAUGAUCCAGGGUAGGUGGGAGGGAAAAGACUUGCAGCUGUCCCAGAGGAAGAAGAGGCCCCAAGCCUGGUGCAGAGCCUUCUUAACGGUAGUAGUGACACUCCCCCAAACAGCAACAUUGUUGCAGACCCAGCAACUUCCCUCCUUAACCCUUUAAGGACACAGCUUUCAGUUUGCUUAAUUGUUUUAUGACGGAAAAAUUCCGUCAUAUGUCCUUAAGAGGUUAAAUUCCCUCUCCCUGCAGGCCUUAACCCUCUCUCUCCUAGCCUAUUUGUCUCCCCGUAAUCAUUACACAACACACACCACUGCUCUGUAAACACACACAUUGCUCUGUAAACACACACACUGCUCUGUAAACACACACACUGCUCUGUGUUUAACAAACACUGGCCUGCAUACAUCACACACAAACACACUGUGCCCUGUAUAUAACACACACACUGAUCUGUAUAUAACACACACUGAUCUGUAUAUAACACACACACUCCUCUGUGUAUAACACACACUGUCCUGUAUACAACACUCACAAACACACUGUGCCCUGUAUAUAACACACACACUGAUCUGUAUAUAACACACACUGAUCUGUAUAUAACACACACACUCCUCUGUGUAUAACACACACUGUCCUGUAUACAACACUCACAAACACACUGUGCCCUGUAUAUAACACACACACUGAUCUGUAUAUAACACACACAGCACACUGCCCUGUAUAUAACACACACACUGAUCUGUAUAUAGCACACACACACACACUCCUCUGUGUAUAACACACACUGAUCUGUAUAUAACACACACACACACUCCUCUGUGUAUAACACACACUGUCCUGUAUACAACACUCACAAACACACUGUGCCCUGUAUAUAACACACACACUGAUCUGUAUAUAACACACACAGCACACUGCCCUGUAUAUAACACACACACUGAUCUGUAUAUAACACACACAGCACACUGCCCUGUAUAUAACACACACACUGAUCUGUAUAUAACACACACACACACUCCUCUGUGUAUAACACACACUGUCCUGUAUACAACACUCACAAACACACUGUGCCAUGUGUAUAACACACACAGCACACUGCCCUUAAUAUAAUACACAAACUGAUCUGUAUAUAACACAUACUCCUCUGUGGUAAUCUUAAACAGUAACUAUAACUAUAUACAUCAUUUUCAAUGUUUAACAUAAACCUUAUAACUUCUAACAUAGAAAUAAACACAGAACAACUUCUUGUGGUUAUAAAACCCGCAGGUCAUGUUUAUUGCGGCAACAAAAGAAACUCACUGAAACAGCACAAAUAACAUGUACCCAGGGGGCGGCAAUCAGGUACUAGGUGACUUAUAGUAACUCUUGCUAGCAAGCUGGACCUUACCAGGGAUGCGGGAGAUAAGCAGAGCGGAGCUCAGCGCUAUGAUGACUUAGGGAGUUCUCGGCUUUCUGGCCCAUGAACAGUGGACCCCCAGACGCAUAACUGAGGACUUCACCCCUGCCCGAAAAUAGCCGUCACUCUACCUCCUCUCACCCUGCACCACUGACCUGCCCCAACUGCCAGCGAUAGGGUGUUAACCCACCACUCCAUACCAGUAGGACCAGGGUCAACUACAUGCAAACCACAUUGAACACCUGGGGAGCUGAAACGUACCAUCCUUGGACUUGUAGAAAUAGGUUGGCUAGCCCUCAUCAUGCCUCGAACUCCCUAAUACUGAAAAGACCACCCUAGUGAUGGUUCAAACUAACGAUUGCCGCUUACAAAAUUCAAAGGGAGGGAUAGGGUGGAGAAACUUCAAAGAACAAGCAGAAAGAGGACUUGGACUUCCUGUACCUGUCUUAAAAAGUUGCCAUUAUUAAAAUUGGAUACAGUCGGGGGGGCGGAGCCUGCAGCUGUUGCGGAAGGUCGUGUAUGUGAAGAGCUCCUGAUUCUUACUAGACUUUAACUAUACAUUUCUACAUAAAUAGCAUAAUCUUUGUGUCUGACAUGGUGGUUAAUCUGUCCUGAGGUCACCCUGGUGGAGUCAGAGAGACGAUAUUGCAUAGAUUAAUCUUCCUAUGCUCCUCAGCUAGAUUGCAUGGCUGGUGGGCCUACUGUGUGAUUCAGUUACUCUAUGUUAUCGGGGCUGCCGCAUAUGAUACCCCCCCGGGAUCUUCCUGAUUCUGGGUUACAAGCAACUCGAAACUGUUGCUCACAUUCUAUUUAAAGAAGAAAAGCAAAGGGUGAAACCAUUUCAACAUUUGAUACUGGAAACCUGACCUGAUCUACCCUAAGACAUGGCGGAGACAGAAGCUAUUAUAAUGGCAAUCAGCAAGCUCCUUCAGUUCCACCAGAUGGCCUUUAAAGAAACACUACGUGAAGCCUGUGACUCAAUCCGAGAGGUAACAUAUAGGGGGCAUAGCAGAGGGGCAUUUGAUAGGAAGCUGCACACGAGGGAUGUCUUAUUGAAGCCCCGGCAUUUACCAUCUAUUGCCCCUCGCCACUAUAAUGGGACAGCAGAUUCCUGCGCAGACUUUCAAACUGUGGGCGCAUCUAAGACUUCUUAUGAACAUUUAGAGCAGUCCGGUGGUUGUAUACCAGAUCCGGAGGCCCGGAUUAAAGAGGUGGAACACGACUCUAAAAUUCCUUACCUUACUGAAUCCACGCUGCAUGUUGUGGCAAGCGGGGUGGAGAGGCUGCCACGGGUCCUACCACGGGUCCUGCAGCUAGUUCCCAAAUUGAAUAUGACCGGAGCUGGAGACAUCAGCACUGCGGCUCUGCAUCUACACAGUCUAACAGACUAUAGGAGCUCCGCUCUCAGAAAGCCUCAUCAAGAAGACUCUAUGACUUCGGGGACCCGGAGGGGUGAGGAAGAGCCCUCUGCUGCUUACACUGGGGCCAAAUUUUCUCAGGCAGCGGAGGUGGAAAUGCUGCCUAGCAGAUCGGAGGAGAUUGCCUCUCCAGGGGACACGCAAGUAGUAACGGAACUUUUCCCGAAAAAACAGCAAUGCCCCCUGCCUGGAAGAAUCACGCUGACAGCACCAGGUACAUUACUCUCUUUGGCCCCUGAGUUUGCUCUAUGCCGGAGGCACAAUAAUUGAGGAAUUGCCCUUACUUCCCCUCAUAUUUUUAUGGCAUUCCCCUACUUUGAAGGUGGUGAAACUGGGUGGCGGAACAUCAGCCGGUAAAUCUGGCAUAGGCUAAAAUGUCACAAUACUUGUAAUACAGAGCCGCUGAUGUUGAUACUGAUGAACAGCGACACCAUUAAUUCAGACUUUUUGUUAUAUUACUAUGGACGGUUAGAGUGGUGGCUGUUGUCCAUAUGCUUUCUUUUGGACACUAGUUAUUACUGUUUAAGAUUAUUGCUGUUUUAUUAACAUUUAUGUAUGCUUAGGUAUUUAUUACACCGUGUUUCACGACCGAGGUGUUGUUAAUAUUAUACACAUUACAUUUACAUAUAUUUGUACAUGCCAAGAGGCGCUGAGCAGACAACAUGUGGCCAUAUUUUUCCAUUUAUUUUAUCCCCAUAUCCCCAUAAUAUAAUGCCCCAGGUGUACUCAUAUUUCCAGCAUGGAUUGUAAAUUUAACUUAUCAGAGAGUUCAUGACCACCCUCUAGUGGGAAAAUUUAGAUUCCCCAUAUAAUAUACCCUAGUUUUAAGGAGAGUAGUGAAGCUUUGCCUCUUGUAAAAUCUUGACCCCCUGCCCUGCACAAUUUACUACGCUGGCUCACAUCUCAUGUUAGGUCUACAGCAUAUUAUAUCCCUAAUUUAUAAUAGCCUAAAUCACUAUGACAUCUUCCCUCUAAUAACUCAAUAUACUAACUGGGGAACUUGGAAUUUUCCAUUCAGCGGGAGUUUUUUUCACCGCAGACCUAUAGCCAAUAUUACAGUAUCUACUUCAUCUCUCUACUAGAUGAUUAGGAAUCCUACAGGUGUUAAUUUUUAAUAAGAUAUGCCAUACUGGGCUCAUAUUAUCUGCUCUCCUAAAACUACAUAGUUAUGCGGACAGUGGCUUGAUUAAGGGCAUGUGUGUUUUAUUGAGUCCAGAUUAUAUUUGUAGCAAAGCCUAGGAUAUUUCCAAUUCAGACUUUUGUAGGGCACGCACUAAGUACUAAGUCUAUAUAGUUAUUUACAACUUUCCUCACUUAGACUCAGAAAAUAGCAUUUGUUCCCUGUGCUGGUUUGGUUUCACUAUUUAACAUAUAUGUUCCUGUUUCACAGUUAUUGUUAUCUCAAGAUUCAUUAAUGUCAAUGGUUUAUCUUGGUAUCUUUAUUUCAAGGUCCAAAAGAGACCGUGCGUUACAUUAGAGCACCUCAAACAAGCCAUCUAGCUUUCAUGGGUCCACGAGUGGCCUGUUGAGUAUUUUAGAGGUGUUUUCAUUUAUUGACUAUAAAAUAUAAAACUGAGGUUUCAGAGGCUCAUACAAUAUUAUCUACUUGAAAUUCUAUAUAUUUUGUCAUUUCCUUAUUGUUGUAUUAUGUUCUAUGAGAAAUAUGGUAUUUAUUUUUUUUCUGUAUCGCUAUGCAAAACCUCAAUAAAAAAAAUAAAUAAAAAAA